AUGGAUUCAGACGCCGACUUUCCCUUGGGCACCAAGGUGCUCGCCAAGUACUCGGGCAAGCACUAUCCUGCAGUGGUGGUGCGGCCCAACGCGACGCAAAGCCGCGUCGAUCACAAGGAAGGGCAGUUCUUUGUUUUCUACUUUGCCCAACCACCGGCCUGGUCUUAUGGCUAUCACAACAAGACGGAUCUCACGGCCAUUGAUAGCGAUGCUGCCGCCAAGAUCAUUGCCAAGAGCAAGACCAAGGUCUUUCUCAAGGCCAUGAAGGAGCUCAACGACGACAGCAAGCAGCCGCCCGAAAUGGCUCCUGAUGCCAAUGAGGACGCCGAGAGUGAGGAGGAAGAGGAAAGCGAGGAAAGCGAGGAAAGCGAGGAGGAAGAGGAAGCAUCGUCAGCCUCAGAGUCCGAGGAAGAGGCGAAGAAACCAAGCAAGAAGGCCCCCACAAAGGCCCCCGCGAAGCGCCCGGCCGCCAGCAAGCCAAAGUCCAAGCCCAACGCCAAGGCUCGUAAAAGUGCCGCGCUUUCAGAUAGCGAUGAUGACGAUGAUCAAGCUGCCGCGCCGCCCAAACGUGCCAAGGCCAAGGCUGCGCCAAAGUCCUCAGCGAGCAAGAGCAAGCCGAAGACACCCAAAAUCCAGGCUCAGCCCACUCAAAAAACCACCAUCAUUUCGGCGUUGCCCGAGAUCUCAUCCAGUGAGGAUGAGGUCGAAGACGAUGAGCCAAAGUCAAAGCCCUCAAAGCCUUCAAAACCCGCACCGACCAAAGCUGAACCCAAGGCCAAGGCCAAGGCUGAGCCCAAACCCAAGGCCGACGCCAAGCCCAAGAGCAAGGCAGAAAAGCCUGCCAAGCCUGCCUCUAAAGCCAAGACGCCGGCGUUCAAUCCACAUUUGCUCAUCUUUUGUUUGCUUCUGACAGCACAAAACCGCCGCGACCUUUGGCCCCUGCUCCUGGACUCCAGCGAGCCCUUGACCCGAUGCAUCAUGCCGGUUUGCAUUGUGGCGUUAGAUGUUGAGCAUCAAAUGAAGGCGUUUGCCAAGGAGCUCAUGACAUCUCUGCCCAAGGACAGCCCCAACAUUCCGGGGGCAUUGGCAGCCCUGGACAAGUUGGAUGCUCUGAAUUGCAAGGCUUCAACCUUGAUGCAGCAGGCUGAUAUCAUCAAGGUCGUCAAACAGGUGGGCAAACACUCGAAUGAAAAGGUGUCCGCUAAAGCCAAAGCGCUCUGCCACAAGUGGAAGGACAUGGCUGCCAAAUCUCUGCAGGCCGCCUCAGCUUCGGCCUCGAAUGGCUCGGUGCCACCAAAGUCGGCUGGUGCAGCCGAUCCGCCUAAAUCAGCACCCGCAAAGCCCAAUGAAGUUCCACAGGCGUCAGGGCCAUCAGAGCCCCCCAAAUCGGCGCCUCCAAAGGCGGCCGACGCUUCGGCUUCUUCCGAAGGCGCUGGUGCUUCGGCUUCUUCCAAGCCAACCGAUACUGACGCAGCACCCUCUCCCAAGCCGACUGACGACCUUCCGUCUGACACGGCCGAAGUGCCAAAAAGCGAAACGACGGCAACACCAACGACCUCGGCUUAGUCUUAAUGACACUUUUUCAGCAAUUAACUGGUGCCAAAGUGAAUUUUCACUCGGUCGGGUGUCGUGUGGGCAUGCCGGGGGACGCGCGUGUAUGUGUGUGUGUGUAUGUGGGAUAUGCGAAUUGUCACAUGCUGCCCUUGUGUUCAUCCCACCCAACUUUGUCCUUCUGAGCAUUUUUGCGAGGCCUGCAGCUCUGAUCUGAUGCUCCGCGACACCAAAACUUGUUUUAUCACAUGAAUUUACGUUUCAGUC
Molecule: messenger RNA, 1818 nt
Organism: Monosiga brevicollis MX1
Lineage: Eukaryota; Choanoflagellata; Craspedida; Salpingoecidae
Exons: 10
Coding region: 1-1566 (521 amino acids)
Cellular component (GO): nucleus
Source: RefSeq, a predicted model, not a curated record